AUGCCCAAGAGGAAGCCGACUGUGGAUGAGGAGCCCAAGAAGGAGACAACUUCAGAUGAGGAAUCUGAGGAGGAGAACAAGAGUACGGAUGGGGAACCCAAGAAGACUAGACCAGGCAGCAAACCUGGAAAUAACAAUAGUUCUGGUGGCAAAGGAUGGAAAAAGAGAGCCCAAAGAGCUGCAAUUGGAGCUGCAAUUGGAGCAGGAGUGGCACUGGUUGCCAUCCCAGCGUGCAUUGCUGGGCUGGGGUUCACCGCAGGCGGCAUCGCCGCUGGAUCCAUCGCUGCCAAGAUGAUGUCGGCAGCUGCCAUCGCCAACGGAGGUGGAGUGGCAGCCGGCAGCACCGUGGCUGUGCUGCAGUCCAUUGGAGCUGCAGGUUUCUCUCUUGGUGCCAAACUUGGGCUGACAAGUGCCUUGGGGUCACUCGGGGCAGCAGCUGGUGCCUCGCUGCCCUUGAGGAAGAAGAUUCCAAGUGACAAACCCAAAGAAAGUAACUCCAGGUGACAAACCCAAGGAGGCAGCAGCUGCAGAUGCAGAACCCAAGAGAGGUGCU
Molecule: messenger RNA, 553 nt
Organism: Chiroxiphia lanceolata (lance-tailed manakin)
Lineage: Eukaryota; Metazoa; Chordata; Aves; Passeriformes; Pipridae
Product: interferon alpha-inducible protein 27-like protein 2A
Exons: 5
Coding region: 1-504 (167 amino acids)
Biological process (GO): apoptotic signaling pathway
Cellular component (GO): mitochondrion; membrane
Source: RefSeq, a predicted model, not a curated record